AUGGACGAACCCGACUCGGGAACAGAACCCAUACUCGACGAACCAAUGGAAACGUCUUGGCCAACAACCCCUUCCUCAGGCAUACUACACUCCGACGACAACUCUCCGUUGGAAGCGGGUGUGGUAACCGAUGAACCAGAGAACGAAACUUCAGCGUUCGAGGUUAGUUUCACCUUCCAACUGGAAUCGUUGCCGUGCCCAACGAGCCCCGCCUUCUGCGGUGUCUCGGAAGGCAACGCGGUAACCCGGCCAGAACAUGUGGAGGCUCUCCACACCGAAUCAUACUCAACGGCAUCGAGCCAAACCAUUAACAGCGUCAUUCUAGUCGGCAACGCAAACAUCAUUGGAGAAGCCGGAUACUGGAGCGAAAUAUUCCGCACAUGCCGAUACGCACAAACGAUUCUCACCGAGUCUCAACUACCGGAAACGCAAUAA
This is a messenger RNA of Caenorhabditis bovis, 435 nucleotides long. The record is from the annotation of a GenBank genome assembly. Lineage: Eukaryota; Metazoa; Nematoda; Chromadorea; Rhabditida; Rhabditidae.